This is a messenger RNA of Amaranthus tricolor (Joseph's coat), 3047 nucleotides long. RefSeq names its product protein CNGC15b. The record is from RefSeq and is a predicted model, not a curated record. Gene Ontology annotation, cellular component: membrane. NCBI's taxonomy places the organism in Eukaryota, Viridiplantae, Streptophyta, Magnoliopsida, Caryophyllales, Amaranthaceae. Gene Ontology annotation, molecular function: voltage-gated potassium channel activity. The coding region runs from base 229 to 2355 and encodes 708 amino acids. The transcript is spliced from 6 exons. Gene Ontology annotation, biological process: transmembrane transport; potassium ion transport.
AGAAAACAAAGACUUUCCAUACUUCACAUUAUUUCAUCUACUUCUCACAUGACCCUUGUUUAAACUAACCCAUUAGUUCUUAUUAUAAUACACUCACAUUAUUUUACUUCCCAUAUCAUUUUUUCAUUUUCUUCCUCUUUAAUUCCUCCUUCAAUGUAUCCAUUUUCUCCCUUUUCUUUUUUUCUCAAAACAAAUUAAAAAAAAAAAAAUACAUUCAUCCAUCCAUCAAUGGCAUCAUUUCAAAAAUCAAAAUCAGUUACAUUCACCAUUGAUGGAACUAAAAUAUCUUCCCAAGAAAAAUACCCAAGACAUGAUCAAUCAAUCACAUCAUCAUCAUCAUCAUCAUCAUCAUCAUCAUCGAUAUCAAUGACAACAUCGUUAUCAUUAUUACCCACACGAGUGUUAUCGAGGGUUUUCUCAGAAGAUUAUGGAAAAGCGAAGAAAAAAAUAUAUGAUCCUAGAGGAAAAUCUAUAAAUAGAUGGAAUAAAAUAUUUUUAAUAGCAUGUUUAUUAUCAUUAUUUGUAGACCCACUUUUCUUUUUCUUACCAGCAGUAAAAUCUGAGAUUAUGUGUAUAGAAAUUGAGCUUCAUUUGGAGAUUAUAUUAACUGUAAUUAGAUCAUUAGCAGAUGUUUUUUAUAUUGUGCAGAUUUAUUAUAAGUUUCGUACGGCUUAUAUUGCACCAUCUUCUCGAGUUUUCGGAAGGGGGGAACUUGUAGUCAAUCCUAAUAAGAUCGCUAUUCGAUAUUUUAUGAGUAGCUUUUUCAUUGACUUUCUUUCUGCUCUGCCUCUUCCUCAGGUGUUGAUAUGGGGAGUAAUUCCAAAUUUAGAAGGAUCAAUGAUGAUGAACACAAAAAAUGUAUUGAGAUUUAUUCUAAUAUUUCAAUACAUCCCAAGAUUAUUUUUAAUAUUUCCUUUGUCAUCCCAAAUUGUAAAGACUACUGGAGUGGUUACUGAGACUGCUUGGGCUGGUGCAGCUUACAAUCUCAUGCUCUUCAUCAUGGCAAGCCAUGUUUUAGGAGCUUGUUGGUACCUUUUAUCAAUCGAACGACAAGAAGCAUGUUGGAAGCACACCUGCAGCCUAGAGAGUCAGACAUGUCAAUACAACUUCUUUGAUUGUAAGAGAGUUAAGGAUGCAGGAAGAGAUAGCUGGUUUAAAAACAGCAAUAUCACAGAAUUAUGUAAUCCUAACCUAAGCAAUUAUCCUUUUGGUAUUUAUGGAGAGGCUGUGUCUUCUAUCAUUACUUCCUCACCCUUCUUCAACAAAUACUUCUAUUGCCUUUGGUGGGGUCUCAAAAAUUUGAGUUCUCUUGGGCAGGGUCUUUUAGCAAGCACCCAUGUCGGGGAAAUAGUUUUCGCAAUUAUUGUGGCCACCCUCGGACUGGUUUUGUUUGCGCUCCUCAUCGGAAACAUGCAGACAUAUUUGCAAUCAACGACAGUUCGACUAGAAGAAUGGAGGAUCAGGAGAACUGAUACAGAACAAUGGAUGCAUCACAGGCAGUUACCUCCAGAACUGAAACAGUCUGUUAGGAGAUACGAUCAGUACAAAUGGGUGGCUACGCGAGGAGUGGAUGAGGAAAGUCUACUAAAAGGGCUUCCUAUGGAUCUGCGUAGGGAUAUCAAACGUCAUCUUUGUCUUGAUUUAGUCCGAAGGGUUCCGUUAUUUGAUCAAAUGGAAGAGAGGAUGUUAGACGCGAUAUGUGAGAGGCUAAAGCCAGCAUUAUGCACAGAAGGAACGUUCCUAGUAAGGGAAGGAGACCCGGUAAAUGAGAUGUUGUUCAUAAUCCGAGGGGUGUUAGAUUCGUACACGACAAAUGGUGGUCGAACAGGGUUCUUCAAUUCGUGCAAGAUAGGGGCAGGGGAUUUUUGUGGGGAGGAGCUUCUUACGUGGGCUCUUGAUCCUCGACCUUGUGUAAUCCUUCCUUCAUCGACUCGUACAGUUAAGGCCAUCUCGGAAGUGGAAGCCUUUGCUCUUAAAGCCGAUGACUUAAAAUUUGUGGCUGCACAGUUCAGGAAGCUGCACAGCAAGCAACUCAGACACAAAUUUCGAUUCUACUCGCAUCAUUGGAGACUCUGGGCUGCUUGUUUUAUACAGGCAGCAUGGCGCAGACACAUAAGACGUAGGAAUUCUAUCGAAACUAAACCCCAGGAACUCAUUUUCAUGUCCGAAUCUCAUCCACAACACUUAGAUAGCGCAGAUUAUGAUGUCGUUGGAUCGACACACAUACAAUCAAUGUAUGUUAAGAAACUAGCAACUAGUAAACGCAAGCCUGCUAACAAACUUUCGACUUUAGAUUCGAGUAUUGCUUCAUUGCAAAAGCCAGCGGAACCCGAUUUUUCUGUUGAUGAGGACUAAUUAUAUAUGUUCAUUCUUCUUCUCCAUACCCCAAAUAUACACUCCCUUUGAUACAUUAAAAGAUCUCCGAAUAUUUCGUGAAAUUAAUCUAAUUGUUAUUUGUGUAAUUUGCAUUGAAAUCGUAACAUAAUUCUAUUUUAGAUAACCAAUUUAAUAUUUAAAUAUAGCAAGUUAAUUAAAACUUGUGAUUACAAACUUGAAACUACAAGGAAAUUUUGAAAUUUUCCAAUAAUUUUUGGAGAAUUCUAGGAGUUUCAAGUGUUGCUAUUUAAAAAAAUGGUUGAAGAACAAAUAUUAUUUUUCAGGUCAUAAGUUUCAUUUGUACAUUUUAUAAGAAAAAUAUAAAAUUCUUUCUAUCAUACUUAUGACUGAGAGUAAUAUUUUUUUACACAAUAUAUAACAAUCAGACUAGAGUACAUUAAAAUCAAAAAGUAAAUAAAUAAAAUAUGGACUGGCAAUUAGCUGUAAUUUUAAUGAAAGGGGGUGAUGGGGAUGGACAGAGUUCACAGGUAGUCGGCUGACUUAGCUGUAGAUGUCUACUUCCUAAGCUUGGCUAAUUAAUGAGAUGCAUUGAAACUCUAGUUUAUUUUAUAAGCCAACUUAUACUUCAUUUAAUGUAACAUCUUUAUUGGUCGGCUAUUACUCACACGACUAGAAUUAAAUCUAAAGGUGUUUAUUCGGAUUAUUGGGUU